This is a messenger RNA of Drosophila grimshawi, 538 nucleotides long. RefSeq lists its product as uncharacterized. Lineage: Eukaryota; Metazoa; Arthropoda; Insecta; Diptera; Drosophilidae. The record is from RefSeq and is a predicted model, not a curated record. The coding region runs from base 12 to 479 and encodes 155 amino acids. The transcript has 2 exons.
AUUGAGCCAAAAUGAAAUUUUACCCAGAUGCAGAUGUUUGGUUUUGUGUGGACAAGCCCGGUUGCUGGGGCAAGUACGUAAAAUAUGCACCACAUCACAGCUGGAAGCUGCCUAUCAGACCGUUCACGCCCAAAGUCAUGUAUCAUUGGCGUGACCAUGAGGGCGUUAAGAUGGCGGAGAUACACCGCAAGGAUCUCUAUUUUAAUAAGUGGCCCAAAUCAAGGAUACGGCCACAAGCCUGCCUGGGCAUGCUCUAUUCAACGGGUUAUCGUUUCAUUAAGCUUUGCAUGGCACCACCGGCUGGUUUCAAAUGUGCACCACUUCCAGUCAAUUUGGCCACAGCUCAUAUUGUUAAUGGGAAACUACGCAAAAUGAAGAAACAGGAAAGGCUUGCGAAAAAGAAGGCUAAAAAGGCGGCCAAAGAUGCAAAGAAAGCCGCUAAGCAGUAUAAAAAUAGGGGUGCUAAACGCGGAAGAUAAUAAUUUAUGUGAAUUGUUUAGAAAUCGUCAGCAGCCAAUAUAUGAUUAUUUGAUACAUA